AUGACGAUGUGUUUUGCACUGUUGCUGCUGAUCUGCUCUCUCUCCGCAGCUCAGCUUCAAACAGAGCCUGACAACAACAUUAUUGCAUAUGGAAAGCAAACUGAAUCCCAGGGAAGAGAACCAACAAAUGUCUCUGACCACCAACAGACCUGCACACAAGACAUCAAUGCUGUACUGAGAGAGUUAAGCGCCUCGUUGGCUGAACAGAAGGUGGAGAUGAGGCACUUACAAAGAGAGAAUGAAGUCAAACAGGUGGCUUUCUCAGCAUCUCUGUUGGCUUCAGGCUCAGGAACUAUUGGACCAUUUAACGCACACACUCCUCUGGUCUUCAGAAACGUUUUCACAAACAUCGGAAAUGCCUACAACCCAAACACAGGUUUUUUCAUUGCACCAGUAAGAGGAGCCUACCAUUUUGAGUUCUACAUAGGUGCACAUGGACAUACUUCACAUCCUUCAAGUGCUGUGUUGUUCAAGAAUGGAGAGCAUAUUGUUAUUGCAUAUGAGCAUCAGCCGUCCUACUAUGGCAACUCUGCGAAUGGCGCCACGCUGCUUCUGGAGAUCGGAGAUGUUGUGUUUUUGAAUCUCUGGGUGAACGCAAGAAUAUUUGACAAUGAAAAUCAUCAUAGCACCUUCAGUGGUAAUCUGCUUUUCACCAUGUAA
Messenger RNA from Anoplopoma fimbria (sablefish), 660 nucleotides. Its product is annotated as complement C1q-like protein 2. The coding region runs from base 1 to 660 and encodes 219 amino acids. The transcript has 3 exons. NCBI's taxonomy places the organism in Eukaryota, Metazoa, Chordata, Actinopteri, Perciformes, Anoplopomatidae. The record is from RefSeq and is a predicted model, not a curated record. Gene Ontology annotation, molecular function: protein binding.